AUCGUCCUGGAGGGGAAGUGCCUGGUGGUGUGCGACUCCAGCCCUUCGGCCGAUGGCGCCAUCACCUCCUCCCUGGGGAUCUCCGUGCGCUCGGGCAGCGCCAAGGUGGCCUUCUCGGCCACCCGCAGCACCAACCACGAGCCCUCCGAGAUGAGCAACCGCACCAUGACCAUCUACUUCGACCAGGUAUUAGUUAAUAUUGGCAACCAUUUUGAUCUUGCUUCCAGUAUAUUUGUAGCGCCAAGGAAAGGGAUAUAUAGUUUCAGUUUCCACGUGGUCAAGGUCUAUAACAGACAAACCAUCCAGGUAAGUUUAAUGCAAAACGGCUACCCAGUGAUUUCAGCUUUUGCAGGGGAUCAGGACGUCACCAGAGAAGCAGCCAGCAACGGGGUCUUGCUCCUCAUGGAACGAGAAGACAAAGUGCAUCUCAAACUGGAAAGGGGUAACCUCAUGGGAGGGUGGAAAUAUUCAACCUUUUCUGGCUUCUUAGUCUUUCCACUAUAAAAGAAGGCCAAAUAGGAGACAGAUUGAUGAGCUGGAGCAAGCAUUCAGUUAACAACACCCUGAACUUGGCAGCACACGACAAUAUUUCCAGUCACCCCGUCAGACUGUCACAGUAGAAGAAUGAUGACCUUCUAAAACUCCAAACAUUUGCUUUGAAUAUUGACAAUUCCUCGGGAACCUGCGCCUCUAAUUAGUUUUAGACGACAGUGAUCUUUAGGAGAAAUGAAAUUAUCGACCUGAGCAAUUUGUACCUGUGAUUGUAAAGUCAAUUUUGGAUUUUAUUGUUGGGAUCAUUGACUUUCUUAUUUUUUAUUAUUUUUUUUCCUCUUGUUCAUUUUUUCCCCUCUUCUUUCUCUUCUUGUUCCAAUGAGACAAAUUACUCGGACCAUGCAAUUGCUUUGUCAAAGGCUCACUCCAGAGCCAGAAGAAUGAAGUGUUGAGCCCAAUGAGGUGUUCUUUCCAUGCUUUAUUUCUUUGUGUUGUAUAGCCUUAAGGGAAAAAAAAAAAUAAUGAAAAAAGAAAAAAAGAGAAUGACUUCAGUCUCAAUCCUGUAUUUUUCUGGGGGAGGGGUAUUCUGGACAUUACUGUGUCAAGAAGUGCUUUAUCCAGUGAAGCAAAAUUUGCACGAUUGGAA
Messenger RNA from Meleagris gallopavo (turkey), 1138 nucleotides. NCBI's taxonomy places the organism in Eukaryota, Metazoa, Chordata, Aves, Galliformes, Phasianidae. The record is from RefSeq and is a predicted model, not a curated record.